Messenger RNA from Microbotryum saponariae, 531 nucleotides. The record is from the annotation of a GenBank genome assembly. NCBI's taxonomy places the organism in Eukaryota, Fungi, Basidiomycota, Microbotryomycetes, Microbotryales, Microbotryaceae.
AUGUCUUUCUUCGGCACCGGUGCACGUUCGGCGCCCGCGGCCGGUCAAUUGGACCAACAACGGCUCGGCGAAGCGGCGAUGGAGCUCGAGGCCGUGUCGGACCUGUUCAACCGGAUCGUGUCGUCGUGCCAUGCCAAGUGCAUCUCGACGAGGUACACGGAAGCCGAGUUGAACAAGGGGGAAGGGGUCUGUGUGGACCGGUGAGUUGGAUAAUCUGGAAUUGGCGGGGAUGAGGGAGGGAGAAGAGUUGGGUUGAGCUGGGAUGCAGGGAGGAGGUGGUGGUGGUUCAGCCGGUAGUGUACCCCAGUGGGGUGUAGGAUAGUAUGAGCUGACACAUUGUUGCGUUGAUACAGAUGUGUGUCCAAGUACUUUGCCGCCAACGAAAAGGUCCAAGAACGAUUACAAAAGUGAGGCCGGGUUUAGAAAAGGGCUGACGAGGCGUGGCAGGGGAGGGGGAUUACUGAUCAGGUAGUGCUCGUUCGACUUGUCUACAGUGCACAAAAGGCCGGUGGAGGACUCGCUGGGAUGUAA